AUUAAGGCACUGGUCAGAGUGUAUUUGGAGUAUUGUGAGCAGUUUUGAGGAAGGAUAUGCUGCCGUUGGAAAGGGUCCAGAGGAGUUUUACAAAAUUGAUCCCAGGGAUGACUGGGUUAACAGAUCAUGAGCGUUUGAUGGCAUAAGCCAGUACUCUGGAGUUUAGAAGGAUGAGUGAGAACCUCAUUGAAACUCACCGAAUAGUGAACGGCCUGGAUAGAAUGGAUGUGGAGAGGAUGUUUCCACUAGUGGUAGAGUCUAGGACCAGAGGGCAUAACCUCAGAAUAAAAUAAUGCACCUUUAGAAGGGAGAUGAGAAAGAAUAUCUUUAGUCAGCGAGUGGUGAAUCUGUGGAAUUUAAUAUCUCAGAUGGAUGUGGAGGCCGUCUUUGGGUAUUUUUAAGGCGAAGAUUGACUUAUGUGCGGACUCGGUGGGCCGAAGGGCCUGGUUCCCCGCUGUAUCUCUAAAGUCUAAAGUCAAAAAGGUUACAACACAUGAGUGGCAUAAUGGUACUUAUGGGGAUGCUGUGAGACCUGGCAUAGAUUCCAUGGGCCUAUGGUUUAUUUCAAUGUCAUGAGAAAUAAAUGAAAUGUAAGAAUUAUGAAAUUGAGCAAAAAGUUGCAUGUUGCAGGGGAAAUUGUUAAAAGUCUAUGCAAAUUAUUACAGUCUAUCAGGUAACUGAACCAUUCCAUUAGAGAGCAGUCCUGAGUUACUAUCUACCUCAUUGGAGAUACUCGGACUAACUUUGAUCCAACUUUACUGAAUUUAUCUUGCACUAAAUGUUAUUCACACUAUUCCCUUCAUAAUGUAUUUAUGCGCUGUGAAUUGGCUCGAUUGUAAUCACGCAUCGUCUUUCAACUGACUGGUUAGCUGGCAACAAAAGCUUUUCAUUGUACCUCCGUACACAUGACAAUAAACUAAAUCCAAGCUCAAACUUAAAUUAGCCGAGUAAUUUUGAUGCCCUCUUCCACCAAGCGUCAGAAAUUAGACUUGCUGCAUUGGGUGAUGAAAUGGGGUUGUUUAGCUUGCUGUCUCGCCAUCCUCACCUGCCCGGAAAAUUCCAUUCCGUGUGCUCAUUAAUUUGUAUAUGUCUGAACUCAAUGACAUAUGCAGACCUAAUUAUUUGCAAAUGAUCGAGCAGAAUUAGAAAUGGCCUUUCCACACCAGACCUUCAAAAUUCAACUGAACAAAUCAUAACUAAUAAACAAAAAUGCAAAGAGCGCAAAAAUGCAACAAGGAUUAAGUACCCAGAAUGUCAGGCUUUGGGAUCAAAAAGGUGAUAAAUGUAAUGUUAUAUUCAUUACUAAAAAUAGAUCACAGAAAAGUACAGUACUGGAACAGGCCCUUUGCCUUCAACAUCUGUGCUGAACUAAAUGCCAAGAUUACUAAUUUCCUUUGCCCGAAAAUGAUCUAUUUCCCUUUCAUCCAUGCAUAUCCAUGUACCUAUCUAAAAGGCUCUUAAAUGCCAACCAUCCACCUUCACCUCUACCCCAGCAGCACAUUCCAAGUACCCACAAUGCCCUCUGUGAAAUAAACUUGCCCCCGCAUAUCUCCUUUAACCUUUGCCCCUCACAUCUUAAAGCUAUGCCCUCUAGUUUUUGACAUUUCAACCCUGGGAAAGGUUCUGACUGUCUAUCCAAUCUAUUAUUUUAUUAGACUUCUAUUAGGUCUCCCCUCAACUUCUGCUGUUCCAGAGAGAACAAUCUGUUUUUCCAAUCUUUUCUUGUAUUCUCUAAUUCAAGCAGUAUUCUGAUAAACUUCUUCUGCACUCUCUCCAAAGCUUUUUCACCCUUUGUGUAAUGGGCCAGCCAUAAUUGCGCAUAGGUCUGCACACAUAGUACCAUUGGGUUAAAUUAACCUUGAUAUGAGUAAUGCACAAUUGUUUGCCACAGGGUGCAGCCAGACAUGGUUGUUGUCAAGAUAGACACCUUGGGUUGGAGUUUGCAUAACCUGGAGCUUACUGCCAAAAAGGUAAGUCAAUUUUGUUUGACGCAGCUUGACUUGACUUGACUUGUCCAUAAGAAGUAACAUAUUCAGUACACUCAUAAUUACAUAGUAAGAAUUCUUGGUAAUUAACUCUGUGAAUAAGCUCCACAUAAAUAAAACAACUUGCCAUCAUAUCAAGUUAGUUGUGUCUGAUGUCUGUCUACCCAAAACUGGGAAGUAGUUUCUAACACAGGGAGCUAAGGCUGCAAGGAUGGCAGGAGGAGCAAUCAGUUCAUUUCUACUGCUGGCUUCUGUGACUAUCAUCUCAGGAACAAAUUAUUGUGGAGUCAGAGGCCCUCCAGGAUUACCUGGACCAAGAGGCCCACCAGGAGAAAAUGGCAUGAUGAAUAGAGGGCCACCAGGUAUGCCUGGAUUAGAAGGACAACAAGGAGUACAAGGAGCAUCCUUUGUGGGAAAAGCAGGAAAUCCGGGAUUACCAGGAGUAAAGGGUAAACAAGGACCUUGUGGAGAAAUUGGUGACAUAGGCCCUCAAGGAUUACAAGGACUGGAUGGUCUGCAAGGACUAUAUGGUGUUCCGGGUAAAAGUGCAAUACCACAAAAUGGUGAGCCAGGUUCCCAAGGACCGCCAGGUUCUCCAGGACCAGAAGGCAAAAAUGGAACAUAUGGAGAACCAGGGUUUUCAGGUUUGCGUGGAGAAGAAGGCAACAUUGGGGUUGGUCUGCCUGGUAUCACAGGAAAAAAGGGUUAUCCAGGGCCACAAGGUAAUUCGGGAUCUCCUGGAGAAGGAAUUGCAGGAACACCAGGAAUGCCUGGUACUCUUGGCAGUGUGGGAGAGAAAGGUGAUAUAGGGAACUCUGGUGAUCCUGGAAGUCCUGGACUUCCAGGUGAAAGAGGAAUACAAGGUCCUUCUGGUAUAGCGAUCACAAUAGCAGGAGCAGAUGGUAAACAAGGCGUGGAAGGGCUUCCUGGGAUAAGGGGCCAACCAGGCCCAAAGGGUGUAAACGGUAAACCUGGCUCACCAGCUAUUGGGGGACCAGGUUUGCCAGGUGUUAAGGGUGAUCCUGGCCCCAGGGUGUUUGGUAAUACUGGUGAGAAAGGAGAUCCAGGAGUAAAUGGAGAACUUGGUGUUUCAGGGCUCAAAGGAGCACCGGGGCCUAUAGGUCCAGUGGGAGAGCAAGGUGUUUCAGGCUCAAACGGCAAUCCAGGGCUUUCAGGAGAUCCUGGGGAAAUAGGGCUGCAAGGAAUUCCUGGAAUACAAGGUGAGGAAGGACCAUCAGGUUCUCCCGGAGUAGCAGGAAUUCCAGGAGAAGAAGGUAUCCGAGGGCCACAAGGACGACAAGGACCACCUGGUCCACAAGGUGAUGAAGGAUCCAGGGGUAGAGAUGGCGAGUUGGGAAAAAGAGGACUUCCUGGUUUUCAAGGGCCUUUGGGUUUGUGUGGCUUUAAUGGAUUGGAGGGACUUUCUGGAAUUAUUGGUGAUCGAGGUUUAACUGGACCUCGAGGUCCUCUGGGGCACAAAGGAAACCAAGGAGAUCCAGGUCCACCUGGUCCAUCAGGCCGAUUCAACGCUUUCAUGUUCAAUGAAGCAGCUGAUGAUAUGGAAAUACAAGGAUCACCAGGGCGUCAAGGCCCCCCUGGCCCCCCUGGCCCCCCAGGGCCACCAGGUCCAGCUGGAGAAAUAAAUGUACCAUCCAGUAGACACGGUACCUAUGCGACAUCGGGAAUGUUAAAUAUUGGUCAGGGCUUUAAAGCUAUUCUCUCCGCACCAUACUCUACACCAGGAUUGCCAAUUGUUUUUGACAGAAUACAAUUCAAUCAAGGCAACAUCUAUGAUCCAGAAACUGGAAUUUUUACAUGUCAGGUACCUGGCAUCUACUAUUUCUCAUAUCACGUCCAUGUCAAAGGCAAAAGUGUUCAAGUUGCAUUAUAUAAAAAUGGCAAACCAAUUCUAUACACAUAUGAUGAUUACAAAGAACGAAAGAUCGAUCAUGCCUCAGGGAGUGUUGUACUACAGCUUCAAGAAGUAGAUCAAAUAUAUUUGCAGUUGCCUUUAGAAAAGUUUAAUGGUUUAUAUUCCUCCAAUAUAAUGCCGUCAUCCUUCUCGGCAUUUCUGAUCCACCAAACCAAUCCAAUGCAAUUGGUACAGUUGUGAGUUGAUAAUCUCAAUUACUGUAUUUUGAAUGAUAAUAAAGAAUUCUGUGAUCAUUUAUUAAAAAAAUAAAAGAUACACAAGCCUGCACAAAAGGACAGAUUAAUAAAUCAUUAAGGAAUCCCUUAAAGACCAAUGUCUAUGUUUGAUAACCUAUAACCUUUUUACUGGAAUUACCUGGUAGAUAAAUUUAUUUUGAAGACAAUAUUUGCACCAUGAAAAAUUGUUGUUUUGCAUCUGCGUGCUACUGAAUACUUUAAGGAAAGGUAUUGAAUGUUAUAAAUUCUCUGUCGUGUGCAGAGAAAUUAAAAUGAAAUUGCACGUAAUUUAAAUUCCAUGUUCAAAAGUAUGAUGCCAACUACACAAUACAUCUUACAAAACAUAGCAUUCAACAAAAUUACAUUAUCUUUCAUUAUAAAUACAGAAAAGGCUUAUAAUAUCUUUAACACCAUUAUGUGAUGCUGCUUUUGUUAUGAAUUGUAUCCACCAUUUAAACAGUGUUAAGGGCCUGUCCCACUUAGGCAAUUUUUUAGGCGACUGUCAUAGUCGUUGCAGGUCGCCGAAAAACCGGCGACUAUACGCCCCUACGACUUACAACAGUACAUACAAAAAUAUUAUAAUAACAUUAAAAUUU
Molecule: messenger RNA, 4729 nt
Organism: Leucoraja erinaceus (little skate)
Lineage: Eukaryota; Metazoa; Chordata; Chondrichthyes; Rajiformes; Rajidae
Product: collagen alpha-1(X) chain-like
Exons: 3
Coding region: 2197-4098 (633 amino acids)
Molecular function (GO): protein binding
Source: RefSeq, a predicted model, not a curated record